Molecule: messenger RNA, 423 nt
Organism: Fusarium subglutinans
Lineage: Eukaryota; Fungi; Ascomycota; Sordariomycetes; Hypocreales; Nectriaceae
Exons: 3
Coding region: 1-423 (140 amino acids)
Source: RefSeq, a predicted model, not a curated record
AUGCAGUUCCUCAGCAUCUCCUCUCUUCUCGCUCUCGCAACUCUUGCAUCUGCAAAGCUUCACAGCCAAGCUGUCUGCGUUACCAACCGCCACUACAGCCCCAGUGGUGGAACGGCAUGGAGCCCCAGCUACAACUGGAAAGUGAACUACGAGCUUCUUCCUGACGCUACCAACUGCGCCUGCGCCUACUACAGGAACCGCAACACUGGCAAUAACCAGUGGGACAAGUGCCCUGACUGUCGCUUUGAUGGUCUUGUCUGUGGGUCUGAUGGCUGGCAUAUUGGCGGUGACGAGGUGAGUACCUUGGCAUAUUAUCCCCAGUCCCUGUCACUGGGACUUUUUGAACUCUUGGCUGACGAUAAAUCUCAGUUUACCUACUACUGUGAGAAGAAGUGUGGAGCACAGGGAGCAGAGGCGAACUAG